Octodon degus (degu) is the source of this 1942-nucleotide messenger RNA. It is a transcript of the gene Popdc2, whose product is annotated as popeye domain containing 2. Gene Ontology annotation, cellular component: sarcolemma. NCBI's taxonomy places the organism in Eukaryota, Metazoa, Chordata, Mammalia, Rodentia, Octodontidae. Bases 455 to 1549 code for a protein of 364 amino acids. The transcript has 4 exons. The record is from RefSeq and is a predicted model, not a curated record. Gene Ontology annotation, molecular function: cAMP binding.
GCCAAGAGAGAACGCAUUCCAAAUGGAGCACAAGUGUGCCUCCUGUGCGAGGCUCUCUGCAUUCUGCUCAGGAGCAACAGAGAGCAGGUUGUGGCCACCGCGGCCCGCGCUGCUUAGGUCUCCAGUCUCACCAUCCUGCUUUUCUCUCAGGACAGUUGAGGUUCUCUGCUAAGGACCAAAUAUAAAGACUGUUCUCAGAGUCCUGGAGCCAACGAAGCUUGCCAGAGCGCUGCAGGGAGAGCUCUAGCCUUGCUGAGACAGACAGAAAAGUUGUGAAAGUCUCUGUACAGCGUGCCAUGUUCUGGCAUUCAUCCCCAAAGCCGCUGGAAGCAGAGGUGGAGCUGGUGCUGAGAAGCUGCAGGUGAGAAGAUCUCUGGGAGGACGGAGUAAUUCAUGUGAGCUUCCUGUCUGGGGACAGCACCAGAGCGCAGCAAACCUUGGAGCUGCCCCAGAGAUGGGCACCAACAGCAGUACGGUGGGCCAGCUCCUCUGGCAGGGGCCAGUGUGUCUGAGCUGGAAGCAGGAUCUGGAAGGGGCUGUGUACCACCUGGCCAACUGCUUCUUGCUCCUGGGCUUCAUGGGGGGCAGCGGAGUAUACGGAUGCUUCUACCUUUUUGGCUUUCUGGGCACGGGCUACCUGUGCUGCGUGCUGUGGGGCUGGUUCGAUGCCUGUGGGCUGGACAUUGUCCUGUGGAGUUUCCUGCUGGCAGCAGCCUGCCUGCUGCAGCUGGCAUACCUGGUAUACCGCCUGCGCAUGGACACCCUCCCCGAGGAGUUUGACCUCCUCUACAGGACACUGUGGCUGCCCCUGCAGGUGCCGCUGCACACCUACAAGGAGAUCAUCCUCUGCUGUCAGGAGCAGGUCUUGACUCUGGCCACAGAGCAGACGUAUGCCGUGGAGGGGGAUACACCCAUCAACCGCCUGUCGCUGCUGCUCUCAGGCCGGGUUCGUGUCAGCCAGGAUGGGCAGUUUCUGCACUACAUCUUUCCAUACCAGUUUCUGGACUCUCCUGAGUGGGAGUCGCUGCAGCCCUCUGAGGAAGGCCUUUUCCAGGUCACCCUAACUGCCGAGACUGAAUGUAGCUACAUUUCUUGGCCCCGGAAAAGUCUCCACCAUCUUCUAAACAAAGACCGAUACACCUCCCGCCUCUUCGCAGUUCUGCUGGGCUAUGACAUCUCAGAGAAGCUCUACACACUCAAUGAGAAGCUCUUUGCCAAGUUUGGGCUGUGCUUUGACGUCCGCCUCCCCAGCCUCUACCAUGUCCUGGGUCCUUCUGCCUCAGAUGGAGGGCCUGAGUCCGAGAAGGAUGAGGAGGAUGGCUUUGGACUAGCCACGUGCCCUGCCCCAGCGGUGCCCACCUCUGCCCAGCAACCCCUGCCCUGUUCUCCCCAUCCAGCUGCUACCAGUCAUCCUGCUCCUCUAUCCCGGGCCCGGAUACCCAGGCCUGACAGCGGUGUCCUGGCUUCUAGAGCUCCAGUCCAGAACUCCUCUCAAACUAUGGCCAGAGUCCAGGCCCCUUUGGCUCCAGUCCACACUCCUGAACUCUAAGGGCCCCUAGGAGGUCCUUUUCUGUGUGGCCAGGACAGCUCCCACACAUGUGCACAAGACGGUCACUCGUGUGCCACCUCCUCACCACUGCAUAACUCAGGCAAGGCAGGCAUGGGCACAGGGCACCCAGGCUGCUGCUGCUGAGGGAUGGGGCAGACCUCACCCUUGGGAGAGCCUUCCAGAGAAGCCCUUCUGGGGCAAGGCCCGGAUGUGUCCUUGCCCAGUGAGAACUGCAGGAGCUUGCCCAGCCUCUGGGAGCCUCAUCCUCUCCAUCAGUGGGUUAGAAAAUCCACCUCACAGGCCUCUGGCAAGGAUCAAAUGAGUUGAUUUUAGACGAAGCACCUAGGCGUGGCGUGGCACCUGUGAAGCACUCAAUAAAUCACUCUCCUCCUU